This is a messenger RNA of Rosa chinensis, 2079 nucleotides long. Its product is annotated as phytosulfokine receptor 1. Gene Ontology annotation, molecular function: protein binding. The coding region runs from base 1 to 2079 and encodes 692 amino acids. The transcript has a single exon. NCBI's taxonomy places the organism in Eukaryota, Viridiplantae, Streptophyta, Magnoliopsida, Rosales, Rosaceae. The record is from RefSeq and is a predicted model, not a curated record.
AUGGGGGUUCAAGAAAUCUUUGUGGUCAUCCUUGUUACUGGAUUUUGCUUUCAAGCUCAAGUUUCGAGCUUUCAAAACCUGACGUGCAAUCCAAAUGACUGUCAAGCAUUGCAAGAUUUCAUGACAGGUUUAUCUCCUGUUAUUGAUGGAUGGGGAAAUGAUUUCUCUUCUGAUUGCUGCAAAUGGCCAGGUAUCACUUGCAACUCUUCAUCUUCUCUUGGACUGAAUGAUUCUCUUGAUAGCUACAGAGUGGUUAAGUUGGAGCUUCCAAGUAGAAGACUAGUUGGCAACAUUUCUGAAUCUAUAGGUAAUUUGGAACAGCUUAGGAUACUUAACCUAUCAGACAAUAUCUUCAAUGACACGCUUCCAAUCUCAUUGUUUCAUCUACCAAAUUUAGACCUCUUAGAUCUAAGCUCUAAUUUUAUUUUUGGUCCCAUUCCAGUUGUUUUUGAUUUACCUUCAAUCCAGUCCCUUGACAUUUCUGAUAACAACUUGAAUGGUCCUCUUUCGGCAAGUAUCUGUGUAAAUUCACAUCACCUUUAUGUACUAAACUUGGCUGUGAACUACUUUUCUGGUGACCUCCCACCAGGUCUUGGAAAUUGUAGUUCCUUGCAUCACCUCCAUCUCUACGAUAAUGAUCUCACAGGUGGAAUAUCUGAAAGCUUAGUUCGGCUACAAAAUCUAACCCAUUUGAGCAUUCAAAGUAACAAGCUUUCCGGGAUGUUGAGUGAAGUUGGUAACCUCAUUAACCUUGUUCAUUUGGAUAUCUCCAUUAAUUUGUUUUCAAGAGCUAUUCCAGAUGUUUUCCAUGGCCUUGGAAGAUUACAGUACUUUGUUGCUCAUUCAAAUAAUUUCAGUGGUCAGAUACCCCUUUCCUUGUCAAAUUCCCCAACUAUCUCCAUGCUUAAUGUGAGAAACAAUUCAUUGUCAGGUCCAAUUGAUCUAAACUGUUCAGCAAUGACAAGUUUGGCCUCUCUUGAUCUAGGUUCAAACCAGUUUGAUGGGGUUAUUCCAUCCAAUCUUCCCUCUUGUCGGCAUUUGGAUAGUAUAAAUCUUGCUCGGAACAACUUGAGUGGCCAAAUACCUGAAACCUUUAAGAAUUUUCAUACUCUCCAUUACCUCUCACUUUCGAACGCCAGCCAUUCUAAUAUAUCAUCUGCCCUUCACAUUUUACAGCAGUGUCAGAAUCUAACUACUUUGAUUCUCACCAUGAACUUCUAUGAUGAAGAAUUGCCUGUUGAUCCAACCAUUCAGUUUGCAAAGUUGAAGGUUCUUAUUAUUGCAAAUUGUAGGCUCACAGGUUCAAUGCCCCAGUGGUUGAGUAACAGCAACAUGUUGCAGUUGUUAGAUUUAUCUUGGAACCACUUUGAAGGAACAAUUCCGGUCUGGUUUGGUAAUUUCGGUAGUCUCUUCUACUUAGACAUAUCAAACAAUUCUCUUACUGGAGAUAUCCCUAGAAGCUUAACUGAACUAAGGAGCCUCAUUUAUUGGAAUAUCUGCUCGGUUCAGGAACCUUCCCCUGAAUUUCCUCUUUUCCAGAAAAAGAAUGCAAGUGAAAGGGGAUUGCAGCACAAUAAAGUUUCGAGCUUUCAACCUACGCUGGCACUUGACAACAAUAAUCUCAGUGGAGAAAUAUGGCCAGAGUUUGGGAACCUGAAAUCCCUUCAUGUAUUGGAUCUGAAAUUUAACAGUCUGUCAGGACCAAUUCUGAGUAGUUUAUCUUCGAUGACCAAUUUAGAGACUCUGGAUUUGUCUCAUAACAAACUUUCAGGGGCAAUACCACACUCGUUGGUUAAUCUCUGCUCAUUGUCCAAGUUUUCUGUUGCAUACAAUCAAUUGGAUAGAGAGAUCCCUACAGGACAUCAGUUUGGGACCUUCCUAAAUUCAAGCUUCGAAGGGAAUAAUCUUUGCGGCGAUCCUGCUCCCCCUUGUCUAUCUUUUUCAAAACCACAGCCACAGCCACACAGCAAAUCAAGAGUAGAAUACAUGGGAGUUGUCAUUGGAAUAGCAGUGGGAUUUGUAUCUGGAGUAGCUUGCUUUAUUGUAACAGAUAGAUAUGUAUGGACUUGGCAUUUCUAA